AGCACAUGAUCUUUUAUCUUUGUUCAAAUUGGUAUUUUCUCUAAUAAUUCAUCUGAAAAGGGGAUACAUAUGAGAUGGAAUCCGCCUUUAUUGUAGCUUAACCACAUUAAUUCAUCCCAAGUGCUUUAGUGUUAGUGAUGUCUAUGUUAACCUAUUUUAGUAGCAGUGAUGGAUUGUGAUAUUUUAAGUUGGGUUGCUUGAAAAUAAUAAUAAAAGUUGGGACGCGGCAAUAUGGUUCAUAUCGGCAUAUAGUCCCAUUAUCCUGACCGAACGAGUUGCUCGAUGGACCGCUGCCGCCUUCAUUACAUGAGAUUUGCGCGAGUGGCAGAUAUUCGUGCAUUGACUGUACGCGUUGUAGUCGUAUAGGUACGAGUUCUUCGCGACGUAGAGGGCGCUCCGUACAUUUCGUAGCGCACGUGGGGCAGGACCCACAACUUAGACGGGAGGCUGGCAGGUGGACCGGGGUACAGAGGUUGACUUGUAGCUGUACGAUGGUACAGAUUUUUUUUUGGACGCACUGCAUACAGAAUUCCACCUUUCCGAGGAAGACUGCAGGUGCUGAAGAGGGGGAGAGGAUGGAAGGGCUCGCCGCACCUACAACAAUGGAUGGCGCCGCUGCUGUGAUUUUCAUGUGGAUCCGGUGCCAUCUGCCAAUCUUCCCCAACGGAGUGCAGCAGUCGGGGUCGGAUCAGAAUGCAAGAAGCGAAGUGGGUAGCAGGCUUGUGGGAGGCGUUCCGGAGUCGUCCCUCGCGGUGGAUUUGCAAGGCGGCGAGUUGGAAGCGGAUGAUGCUAACAGCAAAAACAGGGCGCCCGCCGAGUCCGGUGAAUCUGCCAUCAAGCCGGAUCCCCAGGCGCCGGGGUGGAUUAAGAGCUAAACAACUACCAGAAUGUAACAAAUUCGCAGUUCGUAAUUCUGACUUGGGGGAGAGUAAGUGCUAGUGUGGAAUCCCUGACUGUUUUAGGAGCAGAUAGAACAGGUUGGAAAUCGGUACGGCGCAGUGUGUAUUAUGUAUGCCACUGAGCAUGAUGGGGGGUCGCAAAUGAAUUGUUCAUUCAUAUUUACAA
Molecule: messenger RNA, 1065 nt
Organism: Triticum aestivum (bread wheat)
Lineage: Eukaryota; Viridiplantae; Streptophyta; Magnoliopsida; Poales; Poaceae
Exons: 2
Coding region: 492-875 (127 amino acids)
Source: RefSeq, a predicted model, not a curated record